CUCCAUCACUUACUCCCACUACCAGACAUUUCCCAAGCAAACUGAGAGUGAAAAAUGCCUUCUUCAGCUCCAUGUAUUGCUUUGGUCUCAAAAUCCAAUGUUUUCCCAGACCAGAAAUCGAAGCUAGGAGAACUGAAGCUCUCAGUUUCAGAUCUCCCAAUGCUGUCUUGCCAUUACAUCCAGAAAGGUUGUCUUUUCACCCGCUCUCCCAUUCCUAUCGACUCCCUCGUCUCCCUUCUCAAACAAUCACUGUCCAAGACGCUGUCGUUCUUCCCUCCCCUUGCUGGCCGGCUUCACACCGACCCGAAUGGUUACAUCUACGUGACUUGCAACGACGGCGGCGUUGAAUUCUACCAUGCCACUUGUAAGGGUCUGUCGAUUCGGGACGUCAUUGGUCCUCUCGACGUUCCCGAGUUCGUUAAGAAGUUUUUCUGUUUCGACAAGACGGUUAGUUACCAGGGGCAUUUUAAACCGAUCAUGGCCGUCCAAGUUACCGAGCUCGGUGACGGGGUCUUCAUCGGAUGCUCCGUUAACCAUGCGGUGACUGACGGUACGUCGUUUUGGAAUUUCUUCAACACAUUCGCCGAGCUUUGCAAGAAAAUUAGUAGUAAUAAUCAGAACUUUGAGAAAAUCGCAAGGCAGCCAGAUUUUUCCCGGAAUUCUGUUUUGGUUUCGCCGGCGAUUCUGAAAGUCCCCGAAGGUGGCCCCAAAGUUACAUUCAACGAAAAAGAGCGGUUACGGGAGAGAAUCUUCAGUUUCAGCAGAGAAGCUAUUUUGGAACUCAAAGCCAGAGUUAACAACAACGAGGAAGAGCUUCUCGUUAACGGAAACUUCAACGCCGUUGAGAUUCUCGGCAAACAAAGUAACGACAAGUACCAUAACGAGAAAAGCAAGAGUCGGUUGUUCAGAACCGCUCCGGUUUCAAAUACGGCGGAGAUUUCGUCGUUUCAAUCACUCUGCGCUCUGCUUUGGCGAGCGGUGACACGUGCGAGGAAGCUUCCGUCUUUCCAAAAGACGACGUUCAGAAUGGCGGUGAAUUGUCGCCACAGGCUGAACCCGAAGCUGGACCCUUUGUACUUCGGGAACGCGAUUCAAAGCAUUCCAACGUACGCGUCAGCGGGUGACGUGACUUCACGUGAACUGCGCUGGUGCGCGGAGCAGUUAAACCAGAGCGUGAGGUCCCACGACGACGAAACGGUGCGUCGUUUUGUGAAGGAGUGGGAGAAAGAUCCGCGGUGUUUCCCGUUGGGGAACUUCGACGGCGCAUCGAUGACGAUGGGGAGUUCCCCGCGGUUCCCGAUGUACGACAACGAUUUCGGGUGGGGCCGGCCGUUGGUUGUCAGGAGCGGCGGCGCCAAUAAAUUCGACGGGAAGAUCUCCGCUUUCCCUGGGCGGGAAGGUAACGGGAGCGUUGACCUGGAAGUUGUUUUGGCGCCCGAAACCAUGGCUGGGAUUGAAUCUGAUCACGAGUUGAUGCAGUAUGUAACGAAUUAACCUUUCAACGGUUCCUGAUGGUGAUCUGAGGGUUACGUGUACUGAAUCAGGACCGUUGACAGUGUUUGAGAUGGUGGGACCGGACUUUAGGGUGGGGUCUAACCAGGAUAGGUGUCCUUGUUGUGUUUUUGGUAGUCUUUUGUUUUGAUCAGAAAAUUUGAAGUUUGUUUUCUUAAAAGUACCGCCUUUAUUGUUUGUUGAAGAAGAAUCUAAGGAUAAGGAAGAAUUAAAUGAGGCUUUUUGGAAUUU
Molecule: messenger RNA, 1743 nt
Organism: Theobroma cacao (cacao)
Lineage: Eukaryota; Viridiplantae; Streptophyta; Magnoliopsida; Malvales; Malvaceae
Product: putative acetyltransferase At3g50280
Source: RefSeq, a predicted model, not a curated record